UAGCUUAGAAGAAGCAUUAUUCAAAUCAGAGAAUUCAUGAAGAUCACAUUAGCAGCAUUUGUCCUUCUAGUCGCCUUGAGCACAAGGCCCCUUCUUGGAGCAGCCGAUGCAGCGCCGGAUCAAGUCAUCGAUACCUCCGGCAAAAAGCUCCAAGCAGGCGUCCGUUACAUCGUACUUCCAGCUCCUCAGCCCCCAGGCGGCGGCGGGCUCGCUCUAGCAAGCAUUGGAGAAAAAUGCCCACUUGACGUUGUGGCGGUGCUCGGCGAUCCGGGCCUAGGCGUGUCAUUUACACCUGUUAACUCCAAGAAAGGUCGCAUUCGUGUGUCCACUGAUCUGAACGUCAUGUUCUCCGCCAACACAGAUUGUCCUCAGUCCAACGUGUGGAAGCUUGACGAUUACGAUAAUACCACUGGACAGUGGUUCGUGACAACAGGUGGGGUUGUGGGGAAUCCUGGGAGGCAAACAGUGAGGGAUUGGUUCAAGAUUGAGAAGUAUGAAGAAAGUUAUAAGUUCGUUUACUGUCCAAGUGUCUGCACAAACUGUAAGGUUCUGUGCAAAGAUAUCGGAAUCUAUGCGAACAACCAUGGAAAUCGGCGUCUUGCCCUGAGCGAUACGCCGUUCAAAGUUCAAUUUCUAUGUUGUCUUUAGAAGGUACGACAAUAUUCAAUAAGAAAAUAAGUUCAAUAAUAAUGUAAUUUGUCCUUUGAGGGACUCUAUUGUUGCCGUUGUUCAUAA
Prosopis cineraria is the source of this 735-nucleotide messenger RNA. RefSeq names its product miraculin-like. Bases 37 to 648 code for a protein of 203 amino acids. NCBI's taxonomy places the organism in Eukaryota, Viridiplantae, Streptophyta, Magnoliopsida, Fabales, Fabaceae. The record is from RefSeq and is a predicted model, not a curated record. The transcript has a single exon. Gene Ontology annotation, molecular function: endopeptidase inhibitor activity.